CUGCUGUCCUGCAUGAUGUACAUCUGAUCGAGUGAGUGUGUGUGUGUGUGUGUGUGUGUGUGUGUGUGUGUGUGUGUUCGUUCAUCUUCCGCGAGCACACACGCCCUCUGUGCGCGUGCACGCCGCAGACCCACAAACCCACAUCAGAAUGUGCGCGAGAGCUGGAUGUGUGUCAAGGACACGAGCGAAUAACAACACGGGAUUCGUGCAUGAGUAAACAAGGAUUCGGGUUCGGAUCUUCAGCGGGUUCCGGUUCUGGUUCCGAUCCUAGCGGCUUCUGUGGGAUUCGGGCCCGAUCCGGAUCCUGCGACCCGUUUCUCUCUCCUGUGGAUUUAAAUGGACUCGUGAACCCGAUCCGGGUCUGAUGUUUAUGAACGAGACGCUGAGAUCAGCUCAACUGGCGAUGGAUGCCUAUAUGCUAAACAAAAACAUAAAUCUGAUGUGAAAUCAGAUUGAUCCUCAGCAUCGCCUCCAUUUUGAAUCUGAUUUAAUAUUAUGAUUUUAUUCGCGAUUAUGGAUUUAUUUCCGUCUCCUUGAUUUUAUUCACAUCAUGACGCGUUUGCUGUUAUGAUUGUUUUUCUGGAUGAUUGUUGAUGCUCUGCCGCGGAUUAUUGAUCUGAUCUGAUCGCCUUUGUAACCAUAAUCAGAGAAAAAGACUCGCAGAGACGGACAUUCGCGCUGGUUCGGUUCGGACACGCGGAGUGUGUUCAGUGAAUGAGCCAUGAAUGAGAGGUGAUGAAGAUGAUGAUGAUGAUGCUGGAGACACAGAAUGCGAGUCAGGAGAUCGGUGAGGAGGUAGAGGACGGUGCCGUGUUCAGCAUCACGCUGAGGAAGGUCCAGUUGUACCAGUCGUCGAGCAGGAGCCAGCGCUGGACGGGUCUGGACUCGGACUCAGGUCUGGGUCUGUACGAGACCUGUAAGCUGCGCAUCAUCAGAGCCGGGACGCUGGAGCGACUGGUGGAGAACAUGGUGACGGCCUUCAGAGGGAACGACUCCACAUACGUCACCAUCUUCCUCUGCACUUACAGGACCUUCGCUACUACUAAACAAGUGCUGGACCUGCUGCUCAACAGAUACGCUAAACUGCAGCCGGGCGCAGAAUCGCGCAGAAUGACCGCAGACGAGCGAACGGAGCUCAGGAACACCAUCUCCUCCAUCCUGGGCGCCUGGUUGGAUCAGUACUCUGAGGACUUCUGGAAGCCCCCGGAUUACUCCUGUCUGAGGCGCCUGAUCCACUACUUGCAGCUCAACUUCCCAGGAUCCGACCUGGAGCGCCGGGCCUGUAAUCUCUUGAGCCAGUUCCACCGCAGACUCACGCAGGAAUCACACCAGGAGGUGUUGGAUCAGGCCUGCUGUGCCUUCUCUCUGCUGGAGGAAAACGGAUUCCAUGAAGAUCGACCCGAUUUCCUGAGCUUUGACCCGAUUGUAGUGGCAGAGCAGUUCACCCUGAUGGACGCAGAGCUGUUUAAGCGUGUGGUGCCGUAUCACUGUUUGGGAAGCAUCUGGUCUCAGAGAGAUAAAAAAGGGAAGGAACAUCUGGCACCGACCAUCAGAGCCACGGUCAGCCAGUUCAACCGCGUCACCAACUGCGUUAUCUCCACGUGUCUGAGCGAGCGAACGCUGAAGAGCGGGCAGAGGGCCCGAAUCCUGGAGCACUGGAUACAAGUGGCCAGAGAAUGUCGGAUACUGAAGAACUUCUCUUCUCUUCGAGCGAUCCUCUCCGCGCUCCAGUGUAAUCCGGUUCACCGCCUCAAGAAAACAUGGGAUGAAGUUUCUCGGGAAAACAUCCGCAUCUUCCAGGAGCUGUCGGAGAUAUUCUCUGAUGAGAACAACCACUCGCUGAGCAGAGAACUGUUGAUCAAGGAAGGAACGUCUAAAUUCGCCACUCUGGAGAUAAACCCGAAACGAGCCCAGAAGCGACAGCAGCCGCAGAGAGAUCUGACUGUAAUGCAGGGGACGAUUCCUUAUCUGGGAACGUUCCUCACAGAUCUGGUGAUGAUGGACACAGCCAUGAAAGACUAUCUGGACGGAGGCCUGAUCAACUUUGAGAAGAGGAGGAAGGAGUUCGAGGUCAUUGCUCAGAUUAAGCUGUUACAGCUCGCGUGUAACAAUUAUAACUUCCAGCGAGUAGCAGGAUUCGGGACAUGGCUCUCCAGUGUAGAGAAACUCUCAGAAGCAGAGAGUUACAGUCAGUCGUGUGAGAUAGAGCCGCUCUCGGAAUCCGCCUCAAACACGCUGAGAGCCAAGAAGAGCUCGGGAAUCAUGAAGAGAUGGAGCGACCGUCAGCCGGCAGGGUCGGGCGAGGCCGGCGGCAGCAGCUCUGGCAGCUCACACUCGAAGUCCUUCGACCAGCUGCGCUUCCCUGUGUGUGUGAGCGGCUCUGUGUGUGACGGCGGAGACUCCCUCAGCGUGACAUCUGCCGGAUCCAGCAGUUCUGAUGUGGAGGAGCUCAACAUCAGCUUCAUCUCGGAGUCUCCCGACGCUCUGGAGAAGAAGACCUCAACGCCCUUCGCUAAACAUUCCAAUUCUACCGUAGGGAAGUGCGGCCCUACAGGAGACCUGAUACCCACGUUCUGGGAGUCCUCUUCUCUGUCAUCUCUGGACGCAUCGGGUCUGGGUUCUGGUUCUGGUUCUGGCUCCAGCAGUGCCUCCUCGUCUUCGGUGUCGGUCUCGCUCGCCCGCUCACACAAGCGCUCUGUGUCGGGCGUGUCCAGCUACUCGUCUCUCUCUCUGCCGCUCUACAACCAGCAGGUGGAUGACUGCUGCAUCAUCAGGGUCAGCAUGGACGUGGACAACGGAAACCUGUACAAGAGCAUACUGGUCACCAGUCAGGAUAAGACUCCUGCUGUAGUGAGGAAAGCCAUGGUCAAACACAACCUGGACCGUGAGCGAGCCGAGGAUUACGAGCUGGUGCAGAAAAUCAGUGAGGAGAAGGAGCUGAAGAUUCCCGACAACGCCAAUGUUUUUUAUGCCAUGAACUCGACAGCCAACUAUGACUUUGUCCUAAAGAAGAGAGGUUUCCCGCGAGGAAGCCGAAGCAAGCACGUGGCCAGCUCUACUCUUCCCCGCAUGAAGCAGAAGGGGCUGAAGAUCGCCAAGGGAAUCUUCUGAGUUUCAACCGGUGUCUGAACCCUGAGUGGCUGGCGGUGCGCUCGGCAAAACCGAGGAGCGACAGGAACCAGGACAACCUCAUGCUAAUCUGUGUUUACAGUCAUUUCUGAAUCUCCCAACAUUAGUCUGUGAUGUCACGGCUGUCAGCUGACCCGGCCCGGAGCAUUAAAGCAGCGAGUCGUGGACUACGGUCCCAGAAUGCCACUGUUCUCCAUCACAUGAUGCUGUGGUCAUCCGGCUGAUCACAUGACACGCACGCAUCGUCAGAAUGUUUUCCCUUGUUACGCUCAGGCCGAUGAAAUGUCUCAUGCUUUGAUUUCUCACGUUCAUUUACUCAUUCAGAGCCGGGCGUGGUUUUGUUGGUAAAAAAAAGAGAAAAAGGAAAAGGUGUCUCUUUAUCAAUGAACAAGAUGAACAGAAUUAAGUCUUUUAUAUUGACCGUCUCCAUCUCAGCGACGCUCGACCGCUGUAUCUCUUCGAGAUAUCCUGUCUUGGUGUCUGCACUUCUGCCGUGUGAUGCGUGGCUUGUCCCGAAACUAAUAUCCGACAGCGGGGAGGACAGCGGUGUUUCGCUUAGAGACGUUGGCUUGCGGUCGUGAUGAACUGCACUGAGAAGGAGAGAAACAACAUGAAAUGUGAAUCUGCACACAUGAAGAUACACUAACAUGAAUUGUAAUGAGAGUAUGUCUUGUUUUACCUGUAGUUCAGUGAUGGUUCUCGACUGGAUACACACAGCUGGGAUACGCAGACCUGCCAUAUUCCUAGAAUCCUUUAUACGUGACUACGAGUGUGUGUGUGUGUGUGUGUGUGCGUGCAUGUGCUUGUUAUACGUUUUAAUGUCUUGGUAUGUGUGUUCUUGUCUUGUGUUUCAUGAUGACAAAACCAAAAGGGCCAAAGAUCUCUGCGCCUUUAAAGUCCAGUGAGAUCAGCACUGCCUGUUCAGGAAAACCAAACGCUUGCCAAGAUCUCUCAGAUCCCAUCGGAAAAACACACAUAUCUGGUGCCAUUUCUUUCUAUUUAAGAAAAAACACAAAAGAAAGACUCACACACUCUGGUUUUGUAUGUUCUUUUUUGUAAUUUUUGUACAAUAUGAAUUGUCCUUUGUACUUUCGCCUUUCAUUUGGUUUGUUUGUGUGCGUGCGUAUGUGUAUUUAUUGAUUUGUAAAUACUUUUUGUAGCAUUGUACAUUUAAUUUCUUCUCCCAUGUAAUUAUAAAUUAAUAUGUAAAUAUGAAUAUAUCUAUUGCGAAGUUUAUACCACUGCAAAUAAGGGAUUGUGUUUCUUUCAGCUUCUGUUCGUUGUCUUCUUUUCAUGGUUUAAAUUUGAUAUUGUUUUUUCAUUAUGAUGCACUGUUUCUAAUAUUGGAGAAGACGACUAAUAAACAUGCAGUGCGAUUCAG
This is a messenger RNA of Pimephales promelas (fathead minnow), 4510 nucleotides long. RefSeq names its product ral guanine nucleotide dissociation stimulator b (gene ralgdsb). Gene Ontology annotation, molecular function: guanyl-nucleotide exchange factor activity. The record is from RefSeq and is a predicted model, not a curated record. Gene Ontology annotation, biological process: Ras protein signal transduction. Lineage: Eukaryota; Metazoa; Chordata; Actinopteri; Cypriniformes; Leuciscidae. Gene Ontology annotation, cellular component: plasma membrane.